UUUUACAAUUGAAAACAUGUAGUAUUGUAUUAUAAGGCACUUCUUCCCGAUACAGUAUUGAAAUUCAUAAAUCUCAAACACUAGCACUAUAGGAUAUGAAGAUAAAAUUUCAAGGCUUAUUAACAAAUGAAGAUGCGACAGUUUAGCUUGAUCUCUCAUAGAGAUUAUUUUCUAUAUUAUUAGUAUGUAUGAUAUUCUAUCCAAGGUAGUUUGACUUAUUUCAUUUUCUCCAACCAAUUGUUAAAAUCGAUAACAAAAUAUGUAAAAAUUUAAGAACUUGCUGAUAGAUGGAGUUUUACCAAUGUAACACUGCAGCAAAGAAAAUUUGCUUAUCCAGAGGGCAAUACUGCCGAGUAAAUUUCAUCUAUGCUGGAAGCAAAACAUUCUGGUUGAUUUUCAAGAAUAGAUUUCCUAAACGACUAAAAAUGUUUAUUAACACACUAAUUCUUUUAAUGGCGUAUGUAUCGCAAGGUAAAAUGGAUGAUGAAUGUGGGAAAAAUUACUAUUCCAUUAAACUGAAAUACUGUAAACAAUUAAAUCUCUGUCGAACAGUGGCCUCAAUGUGCAAUUGCCCCAAUGAUGGUCGUAUAGAAUGCCCUGACAACAUAUGUGUCCCAAAUGGAGUUAAAGUUUUCAAUUGCUUAAAAUGGAUUAAGAGAGCUUUUAUGAAAAUGUGCAUAUUGAAUUUUACACGGUGUGAUGCUAGGAAUAAGUGUGUUCGUGAGGGUGAAUGUGUUUCUCCUUGCUCAGAGUCAGAAAAGGAAUGUACAACAGGAACAAGAAGGUGUAUAGAUAGAAAACGUGAAUAUUGCCCUGCAGAAUCUUGCCCAGAUUUUAAAUAUAAAUGUGGCUAUCAGUGCUCCAUAUUUCCAUGUGAGAAGAGGUUUCAAUUCAUUGAUAAUGGUGCAACUCAAGAACAUCAAAAUGAAAACGAUCCCUAUUUUAUACUAUUCUACAUUUUCAUACCAAUAUUAACAAUUAUUUAUUCUUUUGUCUUGUGUUUAAUGUGCCAUAAAAGAUGUAGACUAUCAACAAACCGAACAAAUGAAAACACCGUUCUUGGUCCACUACCCGAACUGCCAUCUUUAACAAUAAGAACUGAAUCUUCAGCUAUUUGCAACACUAACGAAAAAUACAGACUGAGAGCUAUUCCUUUAUCAUCACCACCAUCUUAUAGCGAGGCUAUUAAUUCAAUGAGACAGGGAAGUGUUUAAGAUUUCUAAUUUUCGAAGUCUUUAUUUUUAACCUAAAUAUACAUUACUUUACGCAGCUCUUUUGUUUACCUGAUUUAGCACAUACGUCAUUUGAAUAUAAACUCAGUGUGUAUCAUCUAGUGCGAACCUUAAAUUACAUGGCCUUUUUAAGUUGAUGAGAUUGUGUAUGAGUAAAGAAUUCAUAACGUCAACGUUUAAGUUAAAAUAUUUCACUGAUGUUUUUAGUAGUGAAUACAGUUUUCAUAGAAAAAUGAGCUAUAUUAGCUUUUCAAAUGUUUUGAUGAAAAAUUACAGAAUUAAAAUCCUCAUAUAAUCUAUCUUGGUUAUGCAAUAUAUGAUAUGAAUCAGAUGGCAUUACUGUUUAAGGUGAAGGACUUAUAAUAUCUUACUGUUGAAAAUAUUCAUUCCCUAUUUCUUGUUUAUUUUUUUGAAUGUUUUUGGGAUGCCAUUCUUAGAUGUUAAUUUUGGAUCAUUUAUUGUCUCAAUGUUAUUUUGGAAUUAUGUUUACUCAGAUGUGAAUUGUUUAUCUAAAGGAUCUGAUUUUAAGUAUUGCAAUAGGUCAGCUUCUUGUAGAAAAAUACAUUUUUCUUGUAACUGCUUUGAAGAAGGGGCUAUAGAGUGUACUGAUGGUAGAUGCGAAAAAAAUUUUUUUGGGGCUACUAGCUUCUGCUUUAGUCCUGCCUUUACUACAAAAUCUUCUCCAUCAUGUAUAUAUGACCACAAAUGGUGUACAUACUCAAAAAAAUGUGUACGUGAUAUAGAUUAUGCCAAAAAUUGUCCAAAAUAUAUGUGUAGUAAAAGAAGAAAAAAAUGCAAAUAUGGAAGAAGAAGAUGCGUUGCAAUGUCUGAGUAUUGUGAGGAAGAAAAAUGUCCAAAUCCUAUGGUAAAAUGUGGCUAUCAAUGUAAGAUUUCUUGUCAGCCGACUUUUGAACAGCAUUCAAAAACUCACUUAAUACUUUACUUUUUACUACCUGUAUUCUUGGUUGUUGUCUUGUGUCUAAUAAUCUGCAGAAGAUGUUGUCUGCAAAACACUACAUCUGGCAGAAACAUUGAGCAAACUGAAUUGGGUCCUCUGCGAGAAAGCCAACCAACAAUACCAAACAUUACACCAUCCGUAGGUUGUUAUAACGAACAUCAACCCUCUUUUCCUCCACCGGCUUAUGAAGAAGUUAGUAAAGAGGGAUUGCCUUCAUACGAAGAUAUUAUUAAAUAGCAUGGGACAACUGAUCAUUUUCAUAAAUUCACGUCACAAAUGUAUGAGUCAUUUGAUUGAUGACACGUAUUUUUGCUUUAUAGAUUAUAAUAAAUUUUAAAUAGUUCAGACACAAAUCUACACGAAUAAUCAAAUACAAUACAAGUAAAUGUUUUUAAUGAUCUAUGCUUUUAAAGACUAAGCGGAGGCAAAUAAAU
Dimorphilus gyrociliatus is the source of this 2624-nucleotide messenger RNA. The record is from the annotation of a GenBank genome assembly. Lineage: Eukaryota; Metazoa; Annelida; Polychaeta; Dinophilidae.